Molecule: messenger RNA, 1780 nt
Organism: Exophiala dermatitidis NIH/UT8656
Lineage: Eukaryota; Fungi; Ascomycota; Eurotiomycetes; Chaetothyriales; Herpotrichiellaceae
Exons: 2
Coding region: 602-1489 (295 amino acids)
Molecular function (GO): protein binding
Source: RefSeq, a predicted model, not a curated record
CCCUGAGUUUCAAUCAGGGUAGACAAGUCGGAGUUGUCAUGUUGUGUAGGAGCAGGCGACGUCUAUAUACUGAUGUGGGUGCAACUCUAUCUUAUUUCUGCAACUAAUCUCCGGUGAUCUCAUCAUCGCCCGCCGCUGCAACAACAGAUUCCCAGGACAGGUUGCAGAGGCGUGGACUGAACCGAGCCCUGAUUACAGUGAGAAGUUGUACUUAUUAGGCUCACCGUCUACCAAGAUUCUGCAGCCAAUACCGGCAGCCUGCUUUAUUGUAGACCGUGCCAAAAGAGUCGAGAACCGUGGCCGACGAAGCCUGUUGUUGCUGCGCCACCGGCGGAACUAGUACUACAGCCGAGGAGGCUGCCUGCGUCUGCAGUGUCAUAACGCCACUACUACUACUACUAUCACUUCCAUCUCUCGUACAAUUGUGUCACUUUCUGCCCCGCCCUCCAUCCGACCCCAGUACUACUACAGCUUCAUCUCAUCUUCAUAAGUGCAACAGUGAGACUGCCGACGAUCUUUCUUCCUCGUUGCGCCCAUUUCGGCAGCUCUGUUCAUCUCUCCCUCGUCUCAUCCUUAUCAAUCAGAAGCCCCUUUCUAUUUGAUGGCCGACUUCGUACCGCCUCCAGGGCCGCCGCCGCCGAAAGUCCCGGAAGGCUGGAAGGCAGUCUGGAACGACCAGUACAAAGAAUGGUUCUACGUCAAUCUGUACACGAAACAGUCGCAAUGGGAGAAACCAACCGAACCAGCCCGACCACCCAACUCCAGCCAUGACGACGCACCGCCCGGGGUUCCGCCUCCAUCCUAUUCGGCCGGCGACAACGCGCCUCAUGCCUCAGACACGAAACGACCACUAGAAUCCAACAACCCAUACAACGGGCAACGUCGGGACGGCGAAAGCGACGAACAAUACGCCCGACGUCUCCAAGACGAGGAAAACAGCAAACACAAUCGCGGCGCCGCCGACGAGUUUUACAAUAGCGGCACAGCCAACCCACCAGGAAUCCAGGGCGGAUACCCCGGGGCACCCGGUUCCUCAUCUUCUUCACUUCCCCCGCGUCCCGAAAGUAGCAGUGGCAGUGGCAAAUCCAAGGGAUUCCUGGGCAAACUGCUCGGCAAAUCUUCGUCCAGCUCGCAUUCUCAACAACAAUACGCGGCUGCCGGAGGAUAUCCCGCGGGCUAUGGACAACAACAAGGCUAUCCCCCGCAAGGCGGAUACUAUCCACCCCAGGGCACGUAUGGCGGAUAUCCCCCGCAAGGGUAUCCUGCCGGUUAUGGUGGCGGCUACGGCGGCGGUUAUGCGGCUGCACCUCCUAGAAGGACUGGUGGCGGCCUGGGCGCGGGCGGGGCCGCGGCUUUGGGUCUGGGCGGUGGUUUGCUCGGUGGCAUGAUGUUGGAGAGUGCAAUUGAUGCUGGCGACGGUGGUGAUUACGGCGGCGACGGAGGCGACUUUGGUGGUGAUGGUGGAGACUUUGGGGGCGGUGACUUUUGAUCUGAGGUCCAAAGCAGAGGUGUCAAGCUGUCCGGCGAGGCGCAUUACAACUAUUCUUUUCUUGAGGCUGGCUUGAACUUGGACCGGUAUUGCCGAACUGAAAAGCAGGGCAAUCAGUACAUGACUGCGUAGGAGCAAGAGACUGCAGUGCAGAUUGUCCUCCGCACACGUGCAGCCACGAAGCGAAGCCCAAGGGACAGACAUAGAAGGCAUGAACUGUUAGGGGUGAUCGAUCCCCAGAUUGUCACGAGUAGUUAACAAGCAAAUGAUUCAAUGAUUAGAUUCAACGGA